UUAAACAAUUUCAUAUUCCUUUAAUAAUUUUAUUUCUUUAACAAUUUAACAUUUAGUAUGAAUUAGUAGGCCUAAUAGUUAAAUAACAUUAAAAUGUUAGUGGAAAUUGGGAUUUUGCACACAGAAAGUGACCUAAUGAAUGAAAAUAGUGAGAUUUUUUAACAUUUUAUUUUACACUCAGCGCCCCAUGUUUCCCCAAAUUCAUGAAAUUUUCAUCCCAAACACCCCAGAAUAUGAUAAAACACGUGCAGAGCAGAGCCAAUGCUGCGGAGGUUAAUAGGCUUUUAUGAUGAGUGUUAUGGCAGCCUACUGGGUGGCAGCCCUGGGCCUGUGUGUCUGCAUCCUCUCCCAGCAGCACAGACAGCAUGUAUUAAUGGGUUGCAGAGGGAGGGAGGUUCCCUGUGCAGCAGCGCCUCUCUCUACUCUCUUUAUUUGCACCGUGGUGUCGRACUGACUGCUCGCACGUGUCUGUCUUUGUCCUGAUUCACACUCUCACUGGCUGCGGUGUCAGCAGGAAGGGAAAAAAAAACGAGCUGGCUGAAUACAGCGCAUCUCCUGCAGCAAGUCGCCUUUAUUCGGAUCAUUGCACAGCGGGAAGAGGCUCAGCCUUUCUCUGCAAGCCUGGGGUCGGUGGCGCAAAGAUCCUGAUUCCCUUCAGCGAACGAGCCCACCUGAAGGAGGAGGAGAGAGGAUGCGUCCUUCCUGCGUCUUUCCUCGGGUUCUUGCAGGACCGGAGGGUCUUUAGAUGACGCGCAGUGGGGGGUUCUCUGUGUUUAUGUUUCACCUUGUUCUGGAAAACAAACGUCCCAAAGGGAGAUCCAUGCGCCGGUCUUUGUGUUGUURUCAUCAUGUCCCCAGCAUCAUCGGCUGCGACGGCCAGUGAAAGCAGCACCACCUCAGUCCCAGAGGAGGAGACAGAUGGUCCAAGGGAGGAGCAGCACCCUCAGAAACAGUCUCUUGCUAAGUCUUUGUGUCAGGAAACACACUGGAAAUGCCUGCUGCUGUCCAUGCUGAUGUACGGCUGUGUUGGGGUGAUGGCCUGGUGCCAGGUGACCAAGGUCACACGGCUCUCCUUCGACAGUGCCUACAAGGGAAAGUCUAUGAUGUACCAUGACAGUCCCUGCUCCAACGGCUACAUCUACAUCCCCCUGGCCUUCCUGGUCAUGCUCUACGUGGUCUACCUGGUGGAGUGCUGGCACUGCUACGCCAGGAACGAGCUGCAGUACAAGGUAGACGUGAACAACGUAGGUGAGCGCGUACAACGGAUGCAACAGGCUACGCCCUGCAUCUGGUGGAAAGCCAUCAGCUAUCAUUACGUCAGGAGGACGCGGCAGGUGACACGCUACCGUAACGGAGACGCCUACACCACGACGCAGGUCUACCACGAGCGAGUCAACACGCACGUGGCUGAGGCAGAGUUUGACUACGGSAACUGUGGUGUUAAGGACAUCUCAAAGCAACUGCAAGGCCUGGAGGGGUUCCCGAUCACCAGGCUGAGGUUCACCAAGUGCUUUAGUUUUGCCAACGUGGAGUCAGAAAACACCUACCUGACCCAGCGAGCCAGGUUUUUUACAGAAAACGAGGGCUUGGAUGAUUACAUGGAGGCCCGUGAGGGGAUGCAUCUAAAGAAUGUCGACUUUAAGGAGCACAUGAUUGCCUUUGCCGACCUCAACCAUGCUCCCUGGUACGCGUCCAACCCCACGUUCUGGGUGGCAGCUGCCUUCACCCUCUCCUGGCCUCUGCGGGUGCUGACAGAAUACCGCACCGCCUGCGUGCACUACCACGUGGAGAAGCUGUUCGGCUUUGACUUUGCGCCAGCGACGCCAUCCGAGGAGCGUCCAUGUUGCAGACGCAUCCCGCGGGUCAACACAAUCGACAGCACAGAGCUGGAGUGGCACAUCCGCUCCAACCAGCAGCUGGUGCCCAGCUACUCCGAGGCAGUCCUGAUGGAUCUGGCCCAGCUCUCCGGGGGCUGCAACGGCUACGCCGUAUGCGGGGGCUACGGAAGCUACAGGCAAAACUGCGAGCGCUGCCAUCGCGCCAUCAGCAGCUCCUCCAUCUUCUCCCGCAGCGCCCUGAGCAUCUGCAACACGGCGAGCCCCCGCGUCCCCUUCAGCGCCAGCCGCUUCUCUCUGGGUCGGCUGUACGGCUCCAGGCGGAGCUGCCUGUGGAGGAGCAGCGGGAGCCUGAACGAGCCGUCCUGUCCCAACGAGAGCACUCGCUGUCUGUCGGGCCAGCCGAGCGGCGAGGAGAACCCUCCGGCCUAUCAGGACGCUCUGUGCUUCCCGGUGCUCAUCGUGCAUCGCAACGAAGGCUGCCUCAACCACGACCACCGCUCGCUGCACAGGAACGGCUCCUGCGUGGAAACGUCGCUAUGACCCACACUCACACUCCACCACACGGCUGAGAAAACUCCCAGAUGAUGCAAGCUUAUUUUUUCCUCACAUUAAAAAAAGCGUGAUUUGUUCAAACUUUAAAGAUGCUGGAACAUCCUGCUUAGCGAAUGCCAUAAAAGUGAAAUGAGUAACAAUUCUGUGCUAAAAAUAGACUUUGACUCACUGGGAAACUGAGAAGCUGAUAAGAAUUGAAAGAGAUGUGAUAGUAAUGGAAGUGAAAAAUACUGAGGAAAUUCACUGCGACGCACACACYACGUGAGUCAUGAGACUUGUGUGUCAUGAGGAAACAAAUAAAGCCAUCAGUCUUGUUAUCAACACUAACCAGCUGCUGUAAAAAAGUUCAAACCUGAUUAAAUAUCCUACGUUCUGA
Austrofundulus limnaeus is the source of this 2766-nucleotide messenger RNA. It is a transcript of the gene tmem151ba, whose product is annotated as transmembrane protein 151Ba. Bases 849 to 2378 code for a protein of 509 amino acids. Lineage: Eukaryota; Metazoa; Chordata; Actinopteri; Cyprinodontiformes; Rivulidae. The transcript is spliced from 2 exons. The record is from RefSeq and is a predicted model, not a curated record.